Suillus clintonianus is the source of this 201-nucleotide messenger RNA. RefSeq lists its product as uncharacterized. The annotation marks the transcript as partial. The record is from RefSeq and is a predicted model, not a curated record. The transcript has a single exon. Gene Ontology annotation, biological process: cellular response to biotic stimulus. Lineage: Eukaryota; Fungi; Basidiomycota; Agaricomycetes; Boletales; Suillaceae.
GUCGUAGACAAGUACGGUGAAUGGUGGUACCACAUCUGGGUCUUCUUCCUCACCUACAGCACCAUCAUCUCCUGCCAAGGCAGCUUCAGCGUCUUCCAACUCACAUUACACAAGAACCUGAAUGCUUAUCACCGUGUUUUGGGUGUGGAGAACCGUUGGAGUUUGCAGGUACAUGACGGGAGGGAUGCGGAGAUUAGGUGA